Molecule: messenger RNA, 1413 nt
Organism: Ilyonectria robusta
Lineage: Eukaryota; Fungi; Ascomycota; Sordariomycetes; Hypocreales; Nectriaceae
Product: general substrate transporter
Exons: 3
Biological process (GO): carbohydrate transport; transmembrane transport
Cellular component (GO): membrane
Molecular function (GO): carbohydrate:proton symporter activity
Source: RefSeq, a predicted model, not a curated record
ACCAUCGCCAACCCCGAUGGACCGUGGUGGCGAGAUGGGGGUCUCCGAAAGCUGGUUUUCUGGCAAUCGUGGAUGCUUGUCUCCCAAAUGACUGUUGGAUAUGACGAAGUCAUUGUUGGUACUUUCCAGGCCAUGGAUCCUUGGCAGAAAGCUAUGGGCAACCCAACCCCUGGAAUUCUUGGUCUCAUCACUGCCCUCGUCUUUGUUGGAGGCUUCGCAGGAGCAUUGGUUGUGGCCUACCCCGCUGAUAAGUUUGGACGUCGCCCAACUAUUCAGUUUGGAUCCCUGCUAUGCAUCAUUGGUUCUGCCUUGCAAUCAGCCGCCCCGAACCGAAAUGUGUUCAUCGGUGGCCGUUUUAUCUUGGGCUUUGGAAUCAGCUUCACGACCUGCGCGGGCCCCAGCCUGCUGAACGAGCUUAGCCAUCCUCGCCUUCGCGGCAAGAUGGCAUCAAUGUUCAAUGUCCUGUGGUAUGUGGGAUCCAUCAUUGCCUCGUGGCUUUCAUUCGGUACCGGACACCUCGACAACAACUGGUCCUGGAGAAUCCCAUCCAUCGUACAGACUUGCUUUCCGCUAUUUGUCAUGACUGCUGUGACCUUCAUGCCAGAGUCGCCUCGAUGGCUCUGCUCAAAGGGUCGCUAUGACGAAGCAAAGGAAAUCUUGGUGACGUAUCACGCUAACGGCGACCAUAACGCCGAUAUUGUCAAGGUCGAGAUGGAAGAGAUUAGCCAAGCCCUCAUUGAGGAGCGAGAGGCUCAUAUUGCAGCUUGGAGCAAUGUAUUUGCCAUCAAGGCCAACCGGAAACGCUUCGGUAUUGUCAUCUCAGUCGCUGUCCUCACGCUGUGGAAUGGCCAGGGUGUCAUCUCGUAUUACUUUUCGCCCAUUCUCAACAGCAUCGGCAUCACCGGCACAACCCAGCAGACUGGUAUCAACGGCGGCAUGGCUAUCUGGAAUCUCAUCUGCGCCGUCGUUGGUGCUUUGCUGGCCGACAAGGUUGGACGACGGCCACUAUGGCUUGCCAGUUUCAUCGGCAUGAUCUGCGCCAACGUGCCCCUGACCAUCUCAAGCGCCAUGUACGCCAAUCGUGGCUCUCAGGCCGCAGCGUACACGACGGUCGUAUUUCUCUUUCUGUACAACGCUGCGUUCAACCUGGCUUGCAACCCGCUGCUUUACUGCUACACACCCGAGAUUUUGCCAUACAGCAUCCGAAAUCGCGGUCUCGCGCUGCAGAUCGUGGUGAGUCAGGCGGCUCUGACGGUGAACCAGUACGUCAACCCGAUCGCCCUGGACCGCAUUGGCUACUAUUACUUCAUUUUCUAUCUUGGAGUUCUGGUACUGGGCACCAUCAUUAUCUAUCUUACAUUCCCGGAGACAAAAGGAUACACGCUGGAAGAGCUUGGGGCUUUGUUUGACGAC